UCUAAAAUGUACAUUAUGUCAACAAAGUACCGCGAAUGAUCGAUUUAAACCGGACUGGGUGAUUGGAUCGGGACGCAAUUUUUUUCCUACGUUGAUACAAAUGUCCUUCAUGGUUGUGCAGAGUUUGAGCGGGAUCCGGCAAUCCGUUUAUCUACAGCAGCUUUUUAAGUAAAUCAAAGUCAGUAGUGGGCGACGAUAUUUUUCAUAGCUUACCUUCCGCGAAGAAAGUAACAAGGAAAUGGGUCAAUCAAACAACCCUUUUUUUAUUUUAAAUGAUCUAAAAUAAGCUCCAUUCCUCUCUGCCACCGGCACAAACGGUGUCCGGGAUUGUCUUCCCAUAGCAAAAAACGAUCACUCACUACUGACCUCGUCUUACUUAAACCAGCUACUGUAAAUAAACGGGUCGCCGGAUCCCGCUCAAACUUUGCACAAUAAUUAACAACAGUUGUAUCAACGUAGGAAAAAAAUUGCAUCUCGAUCCGAUUGCCCAGUCCGAUUUAAAUCAACUAUUCCCGGUACUUUGUUAACAUACUAAUGUAUAUUUGGGCCACUUUCAUUUUACUCUUUCACCACAUUUAACAAUUGGAUGGAUUCCCCCCCCCCCGGGGGGUGGUUUCUCCCACUCGCUCGUCCCUCCAGUGGCAGUUCUGUUGAGUGACAGGCUAUAUUUUUGAAUUUAUAAUGACACCCUACUCCGAAUAAAAGCAACGAAAGAACGAUCGCUGUUCACUUCCCUCAUUCUGUGGGGCAUACGCACUCACGCGGCCACUGCACGCUCUCGUGUCUCUCAUGCACCCAGGUGUGGUGGUGUAGCUUUUGCAGUUCCAGGAUCGCAAACGAUGGGGCAGCUCAGCAAACACUUCCGCCAGGCGACGAUUGGCAAGAGCUGCCGUGACUUGCUGCAUCCCGGCCAGCCCUGUUCCGCUGCCUGGCGUACGUUCGUCGUCCAAGGUGUCCUCGGUGCGUUCCGCCACUAUUUACCGGCCGUCGUUACACCGCUGCUGUUCCGUGUACGCCACUGGCAUGAGCCGGAAGUGUGGAGCACGUUCGUCCGUCAGUACUGCCGGUGCGUGCUAGCGGGACUCCCGAUGACCGGUGGAAGCUUUCUCGCCUUCUGUCUGUUCCACAAAGCCCUGGGACGCUUUCCUCCGGCCUGGUUCGUGCUGGUCCCGUCGCUGGCCGGUGGGCUCACGGUGCGCUUCCUGCCACGGACAAUCGUACGCGCCCAAGGAAUCGGACUGUUCAAUAUGUAUAUCGAGUUUCUCAUUCGCCGCUCCCGCAUGCCGACCGUCGCCUGGAUGCGCUCCUCGAAGGUGGUUGCCACCGGGUGCUUCAUGGCAAUGAGUGGCGGCAUCAUGGCGGCGCACCAGUAUCUGCGGCUCGAUCGUUUCUGGUUUGCACGGGCGUACCGUGGUGGUGCGGACGGGCACAAGGAACACACAACGCCCGCUGCCUGCCGCCAGCACGUGCUGGCCGAGGUGCGGAAGUCGUUCUACGUUGGGUUGACCGUGAGCGUGCUGAAGAACGUGUUACCCCGGUUGACGCUGCUGUUGCGCUCUCCGUUGUUGUUCUGCCGGGCGCUAGUGGCCCGUUUCGAUUACGGGUUGCUGAGUUUCAUCACACUGUACAAGGCACUGUACGAGGCAGGUAGCUGCUGGUUGGCGUACCAGCAUCACCGGGAGCUUCGAUUGUCGGCGAUCGGACGGAGCGCGGUAGCCGGUAUCGUUGCCGGUGUGGCUUACGGGUGUUUUCCGAAUUAUCUGCUCUUUACCUUUCCGCUUACCGAGCUCGUCGAGUUAGGGUGGCUGGUGUACAUGGGGUGCGGAAGUUUGCCAAAACCGUCGGUCGUACGGUGGUUCGAUCGGUGCGUUCCCGUCGCUGAACUGUUGUACACGGCCAGCCUUGGACUGUUGUGCCAGCUGCGUGUCGUCCAUCCGUACCACGUGAACCGCUACUGGUACAAGCUGAUGGCCAAUGGGACGUGGGGUCGGUCGGAUGUACUCGCGCAAGGCUACGCAAACGUGCUGCUCGGUUGCUGA
Messenger RNA from Anopheles aquasalis, 2039 nucleotides. RefSeq lists its product as uncharacterized. Lineage: Eukaryota; Metazoa; Arthropoda; Insecta; Diptera; Culicidae. The record is from RefSeq and is a predicted model, not a curated record.